UAUUAUAUACAGUUAUUAUCCUAAGAUGUUCAAGUUUUCAUCACUCUCACUCCCUUUUUACCCCAAAAAAAUUUGAUUUUCCGCUAAGAAAAUUCCCUUUUCAGAAACCCUUCCACUCCUUCUACCGCCUCCUCCGAACGCUUCUACGAACAGUAAUGGGGGACACAAAGACUGAAGCGUACGAGGAGGACCUUCUUGACUACGAAGACGAAGAAGAGAAGGAGCCUGAAGGUGCUGCUAAUAAAGUCAACGGUGAAGCUGUGAAGAAGGGUUAUGUUGGAAUUCACAGUUCAGGAUUCAGAGACUUUUUGCUGAAGCCAGAGCUUCUUCGGGCUAUAGUGGACUCUGGAUUUGAGCACCCUUCUGAAGUGCAACAUGAGUGCAUACCUCAAGCUAUACUUGGAAUGGAUGUGAUUUGUCAAGCUAAAUCUGGAAUGGGAAAAACUGCUGUAUUUGUUCUAUCGACCCUGCAGCAGAUUGACCCUGUUGCAGGGCAAGUUUCUGCACUUGUCUUAUGUCAUACAAGGGAAUUAGCAUACCAGAUUUGCAACGAAUUUGAAAGGUUUAGCACCUACCUAUCCGAUCUGAAGGUUGCUGUCUUUUAUGGUGGCGUCAACAUUAAAGUUCACAAGGAUCUAUUGAAGAACGAAUGCCCUAGUAUUGUUGUUGGUACACCUGGAAGAAUACUUGGAUUAGCUAGGGAUAAGGACCUUUCUUUGAAGAAUGUUAGACAUUUCAUUUUAGAUGAAUGUGAUAAGAUGCUAGAAUCUCUGGACAUGAGGAAAGAUGUGCAAGCUAUUUUCAAGAUGACACCCCAUGAUAAGCAAGUUAUGAUGUUUUCUGCAACACUCAGCAAGGAAAUACGUCCUGUCUGCAAAAAAUUUAUGCAAGAUCCAAUGGAAAUUUAUGUUGAUGACGAAGCAAAGUUGACCCUUCAUGGACUUGUGCAGCACUACAUCAAAUUGAAAGAAGAGGAGAAGAACAGGAAGUUGAACGACCUUCUUGAUGCAUUGGACUUCAAUCAAAUUGUUAUCUUUGUGAAAAGUGUUAGUAGAGCAGCGGAGCUGGACAAACUGCUUAGAGAAUGCAACUUCCCAUCUAUUUGCAUUCAUUCUGGAAUGUCUCAGGAAGAAAGGUUAAAGCGAUAUAAAGGUUUUAAGGAGGGACAUACAAGAAUUCUAGUUGCAACAGAUUUGGUUGGUCGGGGAAUCGAUAUUGAACGUGUGAAUAUAGUUAUAAACUAUGACAUGCCGGAUUCUGCUGAUACGUACUUGCACAGGGUUGGCCGUGCUGGAAGAUUUGGAACCAAGGGCCUUGCAAUUACAUUUGUUUCAUGUUCCACUGAUGUUGAUGUUCUCAACAAUGUUCAAUCCAGGUUUGAAGUUGAUAUAAAGCAGCUUCCUGAGCAGAUUGAUACAGCUAGCUACAUGCCAUCUUAGGAAGGCUGAGAGGGAUAAUGCUUGAAUAGCUCGGAUGGUAGCUCUUGUAGAUUAAUCACAUUUCUCAGUUUGUCGACAAUUUAAUUUACUAUUCCAUUGUGGAGUCCUUGUAGUUUUAUAGAUUUUUGAGGGAAUUUUAUCGUUAGAGUGGUAUAUCGUUUUGCCGUUGACGGCUCAUGGAUUUAUCGAUAUUUAUUUAUUGUAUUAUGGAUUUACAAUCUUGUUGCAGUUUAUUUGAUUGGAAGUUUAAUAUCAUUGUUGGGUGAAAUUGGUUCAUUCA
This is a messenger RNA of Vigna unguiculata (cowpea), 1719 nucleotides long. RefSeq names its product DEAD-box ATP-dependent RNA helicase 15-like. Gene Ontology annotation, molecular function: ATP binding; RNA helicase activity; nucleic acid binding. NCBI's taxonomy places the organism in Eukaryota, Viridiplantae, Streptophyta, Magnoliopsida, Fabales, Fabaceae. The record is from RefSeq and is a predicted model, not a curated record.